AUGGCCGCGCCCUCGGGAUUGCAGACGCGUACGGUGCGGGUGCCGUACCUAAACGCGCGUGUCGGAUACGCAACGUCGUACCCUUCGUCUGGCCCGGACCCGUCGAAGCCGACGGUAGUCUUGAUUAACUCUCUGUGCACGACGGCAGCGCUGUACGCGCCGCAGCUUAGCAACGCGCGACUCGCCGCCGCCACGAACCUCAUUGCGGUCGAGACCCUAGGCCAUGGCGAGACGACGGCGUUGGCGUCUUGCCAAGGAGAGCAGGAGGAGGAGGAGGAGGAUGUGCACUUCACAUACUGGGAUAGCGCGCGCGUUGCGCUUCAAGCCCUAGAUAAGCUCAACGUCACCAAGGCCUAUGUUCUAGGAACCAGCCAGGGCGGAUGGAUUGCUGUCCGAAUGGCACUGCUGGCUCCCGAAAGGAUCCUUGGUCUCGUCACGCUCGGGACUUCGAUGGAUUGCGAAUCCAGCGAGUCACGCCAGAAGGGUUCCUGGGAUCCCUCUCCCUUCGUCACACCCUUCCUUGAGAAGUGGAGAGGCGCCACGGCGACACCCGACUUCGUCGUGGACGAUAACUGGAUCCAACCCGUAAUCACGCUGGGAUUUGGGUCCGCAGCCACUCCUGCGACCGUCGAGUACUGGACGGACAGUAUGCGGCGAAUCUACUCGGGUGACAACGGGCGACGCAAGGUCAGACUGUUGACGAUAUGCCUGGCCGAGAGAGACGGGCUAUUGUACCGGCUCGGUGACAUUAAGUGCCCCAUCCACUGGCUACAGGGGUUAGAAGAUCCAGUCUUCGGCUCGACUAUCCCGCAAGAACAUAUUAAGCUGUUCACGGCGUCGCCGAGCGCGAAGCUCGACAUUAUCGACGGAGGCGCGCACCUCUUGACCGCGACGCACCCGGAGGAGGUCGAGGCGGCCAUAUUGGAGAUGGUAGCAAACUCUUGA
This is a messenger RNA of Durotheca rogersii, 945 nucleotides long. Its product is annotated as putative alpha/beta hydrolase. The record is from RefSeq and is a predicted model, not a curated record. NCBI's taxonomy places the organism in Eukaryota, Fungi, Ascomycota, Sordariomycetes, Xylariales, Xylariaceae. The coding region runs from base 1 to 945 and encodes 314 amino acids. The transcript is spliced from 4 exons.